This is a messenger RNA of Oryza brachyantha (malo sina), 2688 nucleotides long. RefSeq names its product pentatricopeptide repeat-containing protein At3g29230-like. Gene Ontology annotation, biological process: RNA modification. Gene Ontology annotation, molecular function: RNA binding; protein binding. NCBI's taxonomy places the organism in Eukaryota, Viridiplantae, Streptophyta, Magnoliopsida, Poales, Poaceae. The record is from RefSeq and is a predicted model, not a curated record. The transcript has 2 exons. Bases 1 to 1758 code for a protein of 585 amino acids.
AUGUCUCGCCCUCCUCCUCACGUCCUCGCCGCGCUCCUCUCCCGCCUCCGCGCCUGCGGCUCCGCCGCCCACGCGCUCCAGUGCCACGCCCUCCUCCUCACCUCCGGCCACCUCGCCGCCUCCCCGGCCCGCCUCUCCAACCUCCUCCUCCUCGCCCUCGCUUCCGUCUCCGCCUCCGCCCACGCCGACGCCGUCUUCUCCCACCUCGCGGAGGAAGCUUCCCGCCACGCGUUCCCCUGGAACACCCUCAUCCGCCUCCACUCCCCCGCGAGCAGCCCCCGGAGGGCGCUCCUCUACUUCUCGCGCAUGCGCCGAGCCGGCGUGGCGCCCGACGCGUACACCUUCCCCGCCGUGCUCAAGGCGUGCGGCUGCUCGCCCGGCUGUAGGGUGGGGGUGUUGGUGCACGGCGAGGCGGUGAGGAGGGGGUUGGACGCCGGCCUGUUCACGAGGAACGCGCUGAUUAGCUUCUACUGUAGGAUCGGGGACUGCCGUUCCGGGAGGAAGGUUUUCGACGGCGGCGUGCGGGACCUCGUGUCUUGGAACUCUAUGGUGGCGGGGUACGUUCUGUGCGGGGAGGCGGAUCUGGCGCAGGAUAUGUUUGAAAAAAUGCCGCAGAGGGAUGCGUUCUCCUGGGCCACCAUGAUCGAUGGGUAUGGAAAGCUGGCAGGUGGUGUAGAUCGUGCACGUGAGCUGUUUGACCAAAUGCCUCAUAGGGAUUUGGUGUGCUGGAACUCCAUGAUUGAUGGUUAUGCCAGGCAUGGGAGGAUGGAUGAAGCGAGGGUGCUGUUUGAGAAGAUGCCUGAGCGGAAUGUAAUCUCAUGGAGUGUUGUCAUUGAUGGCUAUGUCAGAUUCGGGGAGCCGAAGGAAGCAUUGGAAUUGUUCCAGAAGAUGUUAAGAUGUGGCAUCAGGCCUGAUAGGAUCGCUGCAGUUGGGGCUGCUGCGGCUUGUGCACAGUUGGGCGCUCUAGAGCAAGGUAGGUGGCUGCACUCAUACUUGGAGAAGAAGAAGGUGUUGUUUGAUGUUGUGGUGCAAACAGCUUUGAUAGAUAUGUACAUGAAAUGUGGGCGUUUGGAUCUCGCCAAGUUGAUCUUUGAAAGCAUGCCUGAGAAGAGUGUGGUCACUUGGAAUGUGAUGAUUGUUGGACUUGGAACUCAUGGUUACGGAGUUGAUGCUAUUAAGCUUUUUCACCAAAUGGAGAGUGAAAGGGCACCAAUGGAUGAUCUUACUGUACUUGCCGUCUUGACUUCUUGCACACAUGCUGGGUUAGUCUCAGAGGGUUUAGGGAUAUUUUACAGAAUGGGGAAGGACUUAGAACUGGACCCUAAGGUCGAGCACUAUGGUGCAUUGAUUGAUCUACUUGGCCGUGCUGGACGAUUGGAUCAGGCUAGGAACACAAUAGAGACAAUGCCGAUGGAACCAACUCCUGAGUUAUGGGGGUCUCUUCUUGCUUCCUGCCGAAGCCAUAGGUGUGUGGAGCUGGCUGAGGUAUCAGUUGAGCGUCUGGCUAAUCUUGGAGCAGAUGACUCUGGAGUCUAUGUUCUUCUGUCCAAUAUCUAUGCUGAUGAAGGAAUGUGGGAUGAUGUUUUCAGAAUUAGAAAAUUGAUGGCUUCUGAGGGUAUGAAAAAGAACAUUGGACGAAGUGCGAUUGAGGUGGAUGGACAAAUUCAUGAGUUUGUGAACGGAGGUAGUUUACAUCCCCACAAGGAGGAAAUUUACUUGGCGCUGUGGAAUUUAUCUAACAUAGCGGCAUCUACUUGAUCGCUGUGUCAUUUAUGGAAUGUGCCAAAUACUUUGUUGUUAUGUCUCUUGAUUGAUUCGGCAUUCUGUACGUGCGACAAUAUAAUGCUGGAGGAAGAUUUUGAAACCUCAUUAUAUCCCAGUCUGUUAAGCUUUCGUUCUGAAGCUGUAUAAUGGACAUUUGCAGUUGUGCGCUACCUGAUAAGUCAAACUGAAGAGGUAUUCAAGUACUACCAUGUUGCCUUUUUGUGGCUCCGUAGUCCAGUUAGUCCUCCUGGUUGCUGCUCAGCUUCCUUGGUUUCAGGAAAAGGAAGUUCUGCUUUGGAGAUUUGGAACUCUGACUUUAUUUGCUAAAGGAAUUUGCAGACAGCUACAAGGUUGAAAACUGUACCAGGCUGAACCACAAUUUCAAUCCUAAUUAAGAAGCUUCUGAAGUCUGAACCUCUGCAGCGUUGAUCUUUUUACUUUGUUGGAAUGAAGAGAAAUGAAUCUCAGACUGAAGACUGAAGUUGUCGAAUAAUAUGCACUACGCUGUCAGUUACUUUUUCUCACCUUUCUACACUCCAUCUAAUUAUUGUUGAUGAUAAUGGAAUUUAGCUGCAUGCAAAUAUAGUAGGAACUGACGUUGAGACAUCAGAAAACAUCUUACAUGACAUUGAACUUGUGCCAAUCCUAUUAUUUCCUUCCAGCUCUCUUCUACUCCAUGCCACCCCAUCAAAUAUUUGUUCGCAAUAUCUGAUUGGCAUCACUGCCAUACUAUGAAUAAUUGGAUUAGUAUGAUCAUAGGAAAGAUUCCUAAUGACUGAAAAGUGGCAACACAACAAAUGAGGGGUUUCGUGAUAUUAAAAUAACUGGUCUUGUUUUUUGGUGUGCUGUAUGCCCCUGAUCCAGAGCAUGUGCUAAUUUAGAUUAUGUUUUAUUGGCAUUAACAAUGAUGAACACCGUGGAGAU